Molecule: messenger RNA, 501 nt
Organism: Dryobates pubescens (Downy woodpecker)
Lineage: Eukaryota; Metazoa; Chordata; Aves; Piciformes; Picidae
Product: inositol polyphosphate 5-phosphatase OCRL-like
Exons: 6
Coding region: 1-501 (166 amino acids)
Source: RefSeq, a predicted model, not a curated record
AUGGAGCGGCCCGCCGUGGCCUGCGGCCUGCUCGCGGUGACGGUGACGGUGCUUUCCUUAGCGGCGGUGCAGAGCGUGGCCGGCGCGGAGGUGCGGGCUGGGCGGCGGGAGCCCUGCGUGCUGAGCCUGAGCUGGCGGGGCGGCCGUUACGGGAUAGUUAUCCAGCGGCAGGAGAAGGGAAGCUCCGACCCCGAUUACAUCCCCAUCAACAGCCGCUUUAAGUGUGUGCAAGAGGCAGAAGAGACUCUGCUGAUUGAUAUCACCACCAACAGUAAGUUCUACCCCUGCAGCCACAUGGCCAAAGCUUCUCCACGCUUGGGGACUGAUACUUCCCCUGAUGGCGUUGCGCUGCUCUGCUGCAAGGUCCGCAUCCAAGGGGACAAGACAGCGGAGCGGCUCUUUGAGAUCCCCGAUGAGGAGCAGUGCCUCAGGUUCCUCGCGGAAGUGCAGAGCAUCCAGGAUGGUGAGCAGAGCUGUCAGUGGGUUUGUGACACCUCCUGA